Molecule: messenger RNA, 1292 nt
Organism: Pararge aegeria (speckled wood butterfly)
Lineage: Eukaryota; Metazoa; Arthropoda; Insecta; Lepidoptera; Nymphalidae
Gene: Nacalpha
Product: nascent polypeptide-associated complex subunit alpha
Exons: 6
Coding region: 284-919 (211 amino acids)
Biological process (GO): protein targeting to membrane
Cellular component (GO): cytoplasm; nascent polypeptide-associated complex
Source: RefSeq, a predicted model, not a curated record
AAUCUGAAGAUAUCUACGAAAUCGUGAUGAUUAAGUGUAAUUUUGUAUAGUCAACGUGAUUAGCUGUGUUAUUGGAAUAAGUUGUGCGAAUUAUUUCCGAAAUAGUGCUUUAUUUGUGACAACCGCGCUUCUUGCGGCAUUUUUUCGAUUAUUUUCGUUAUUUGCAUAGUUCGACAGAUAUUCCUAAUUUUUGAGUAUAAUUUAGCUAAUACGCUACUUGUUUGUUCUUUCAUUAAUUUUUUUACAGCGAAUAAUUGCAUCAAUCAAAAAACUAAGAGACAUAAUGCCAGAACUAACAGAGUUAGACAAAGCUACUGCUUCAAUGACAGAGAAGCGCAAGGAGGAGACUGCAUCAUCAGACAGUGAUUCUGAUGACACCAUCCCAGAGUUGGAGGAUGCAGGAGCACCAGGUGCUGGAGGUAUCACAAACCCAAUUGCUGGCAUUGAUAUUGUAUCAAAGGCCAAGCAGUCACGCGGUGAGAAAAAGGCGCGUAAAAUUAUGAGCAAACUUGGACUUAAGCCUGUGCAAGGGGUCAACAGGGUGACGAUCAGGAAAUCAAAGAACAUCCUAUUUGUGAUUAACUCACCAGAUGUAUACAAAAACCCUCAUUCCGACACAUACAUUGUGUUUGGUGAAGCCAAGAUUGAGGAUCUAUCUCAGCAGGCAACCAUGGCCGCGGCGGAAAGGUUCAAGGCGCCAGAGACACAAGCCGCGGGCAACGAUGCCGCAACCGCUGGCACUACGGUAGCGCCAAUCGCGGAAGAGGAAGACGAGGAAUGUGUAGACGAGACCGAGAUCGACGAGAAGGAUGUCGAGAUAGUUAUGGCGCAAGCCAACGUUUCUCGAGCGAAGGCGGUUCGAGCCCUGAAGAAUAACCAGUCCGACAUCGUAAACGCUAUAAUGGAGCUGACAAUGUAAGGAGGUGGACAUAGUCACAAGAGUUAUUUUAUGUACCUAGUUUUAAGAUGGUUGCUAUAGAAAGUGAAACGGCUGAUGUCUGUCUCUCCCACACCAGUAUAUAUCCGCCAAUUUAAGUCAAUCUCAAGAAAUGAGAAAAUAAAAUUGUUAUUUGAACGAUUAUGGGAUUGUAUAUAGAAUUAAUAUUUACUUUAAAAUACAAUAAAGUAUUCUAAACUUUUGUUUUUUUUCGUUCCUAAAGAUGUUUGGACUUAUGGAAAACUUUUGCUUUUAUCAAAAUUGGUUCAAGACUUUCUCUAGAUAUGUGCCUUCCUGUUGCUGGAGAUUAAUAAACGGUGUUGUCUAUACUAAUAAUCCAUUAAUAAAGCUGAAA